AUGUCACUGGGCUGGCACACACUGGGGAACCGCAGAGAAGAUCAUCGGGGAUUUCCCCAGGCAGCGGACACUGGUAAGAAAAAUCCUCCGGCGAUACUGCCUGCGUUCGUCAGCCUACCGUGGCAUUCUACCACCUUACCACAGUAUUUACAGCUUAGCAGAUUCUUGCUCAUGCGGCGUGCUGUAGUCGGUAUACCAGAACAAUUGCGUACUCUUCCAUAUGUGCAGCAAAGUGCUGUUCUGUCUGAGUAUCAGAGAGAAUCGAAAUUUGUGAAUUAUAGAUGCUGCGGAAAGCUGUCGGGAUGCCGACUGAUAGAUACCCAACAUUGA
Molecule: messenger RNA, 330 nt
Organism: Acanthoscelides obtectus
Lineage: Eukaryota; Metazoa; Arthropoda; Insecta; Coleoptera; Chrysomelidae
Source: the annotation of a GenBank genome assembly